Tribolium castaneum (red flour beetle) is the source of this 888-nucleotide messenger RNA. It is a transcript of the gene Nubp2, whose product is annotated as NUBP iron-sulfur cluster assembly factor 2. Gene Ontology annotation, molecular function: ATP-dependent FeS chaperone activity; 4 iron, 4 sulfur cluster binding; ATP binding. Gene Ontology annotation, biological process: iron-sulfur cluster assembly. The transcript has 3 exons. Gene Ontology annotation, cellular component: cytosol. Bases 90 to 851 code for a protein of 253 amino acids. NCBI's taxonomy places the organism in Eukaryota, Metazoa, Arthropoda, Insecta, Coleoptera, Tenebrionidae. The record is from RefSeq and is a predicted model, not a curated record.
CGCUGCCACCACCCAACCGAAAUUCCCUGCUAAAAAAUGACAAUCAUGACCUAACCUCAAAAACUCGAUAAUUUAUCGCACUUUUUGCAAUGUUGGAGGGCGUCAAGCACGUUAUCUUGGUCCUUUCGGGCAAAGGCGGUGUCGGCAAGUCAACCGUCAGCACCCAGUUGGCCCUAACUUUGAAAGAAAAGGGUUUUAAGGUCGGCUUGCUUGACAUCGACUUGUGCGGCCCCAGCGUCCCAUACUUGCUCCAACUGGAGGGCAAGGACGUCCACCAGACCGAUGGGGGCUGGGUCCCUGUGUACGCCGACAACGACCAGAAACUGGCAGUAAUGUCGAUCGGCUUCCUGCUGAAUAGCCGGGACAGUGCGGUGGUGUGGCGCGGGCCGAAAAAAACCGCAAUGGUUAAGCAGUUUUUGACGGAUGUUUGUUGGGGCGACUUGGACUAUCUCCUAAUCGAUACGCCCCCCGGUACCUCCGACGAGCACAUAAGCGUGAUGGAGGCCCUCAAAGCGGUGAAGUGCGAUGGGGCUAUAAUUGUGACCACCCCCCAGCAAGUCUCCAUAGAAGACGUGCGGAAAGAAAUCACAUUUUGUAAGAAAACCGAAAUCCCGGUGCUUGGAAUUAUCGAAAACAUGAGCGGUUUCGUGUGCCCCUCGUGUACCGAAUGCACCAAUAUUUUCAGUAAAGGGGGCGGGGAGGCCUUGGCACAACUAGCCCAAGUCCCGUUUUUGGGGGUUUUGCCCAUUGACCCCCGGGUUGGGGCUCUUUUGGGCAAGGCGUGCGUCACAGAACUGCCAGACUCGCCCUCAGCCAAGACGUUCAAUACCAUUGUACAGAAAAUAACUUGAUGUAUUAUUUUUAUUAAAAAAACUUUGUGUGGACUAA